Raphanus sativus (radish) is the source of this 1418-nucleotide messenger RNA. RefSeq names its product F-box protein At3g17710-like. The record is from RefSeq and is a predicted model, not a curated record. Gene Ontology annotation, molecular function: protein binding. NCBI's taxonomy places the organism in Eukaryota, Viridiplantae, Streptophyta, Magnoliopsida, Brassicales, Brassicaceae.
UAAUAAAUAUUAUGUGGGUAUGUGUUAUAUUUAAUUGGAUAAUCUUUAAUUAAAAGGAGUGGCAUGCCAUUGUAAUUUUUGUGCAACUCUAAGGGUUAAGUACUAUUUGUACUUCAGUUUUAAUAUAUUAGAUUUCGGCCAGUGGAAAUGCAGCCAAGUUGUGCAAUUAGUCCCCAUAAUUCUUUAUUAUAUAUAAAAGAUGUAUGGUUUCUCAUCUCUUUUAUUUAGCACGAAAGCUAAGUAAAAAAACUAUAAUGGCGCCGGUGAAUCUUCCGUGGGAUGUGGAGAAAGAGAUCCUCUCUCGGCUUCCACCUCUAUCCCUUGUUAGAUUCAGAACCGUAUCUCAACAUUGGAACGCACUUUUGAACGACAAGAAGUUCAUCAACAACCACUUGGCUCGUGUCCGUCCCCAGUUCAUUUUCCUGACCGAAUCCAAGGUUUACUCCAUUGACAUCGAUCUCGGCGGAGUAGGCGUUGAUACAACCAUAGAGGUGCGUGAGAUACCAUCUAACUUUCCUUAUCAAGCUACGGACUUGACGCAUACCACCAUCACAACUUGCGAUGGGUUCUUGUUUCGUGACUUUUGGAAGCAAGGUGUCGCUGUUUGGAACCCGUGGUUAAGACAGGUUGGAUGGGUCGAGUACAUCGAUAAAGACUUCCAUUUUUGUGGUGUAGGGUACGAUAACAGUAGACCCGACAAGAGUUACAAGAUCUUAGGGUAUUUUAACUGUCUCCGUACGGUUAGCAACACUUACCAAGUAGGUUACAAAAGAGUUGCGAUCUACGAGUGUGCGUCUCACGCGUUGAAGUUUCUUGAUGUCCCUUUCAAGCAGUGGCCUAACAUGGCACCUUUGUCCUUGAACGGGAAUCUCUAUUGGGUCACUAACAAUCCGGAGGACACUCAUCUUCAUGAGUAUGUCAUCCGAAGCUUUGAUUUCUCGAGUGAAAAUUUCAAAACAUUUUGUGUCCUUCCUUGUCGGAAGAACCAUUCUCGCGAUGAAUUUGUCCUAGCGGGUUAUAAGAGAGAUGGGUUUUCGUUGUUAAAGCAAUGCUAUGUAACAGGUGAGAUUGAGAUUUGGGUGACAAAGAACAAGAUCGAUGAAGAGGAAGUGGUGUGGAUAAACUUGAUGACUUUUCCAACAAGUAACUUACCGAAGUUAAUCAAUAAGCUAAGCUUUGUGGUUAGUUACUUCAUCUCUGACAAGACUCUAAUCAUGUGUUGUGGCGACGAAGAAACUGAAGCCGCUUGCAUCUAUAUUGUGAGGGAAGACAUGUGCAAGAAGUUUCAAAUAGGUUUUGGGAUUGUUAGGUUUUCUCAUUGUGUUUAUCUUCCAAAUUUUAUCUCGGUUCCUUUAGAGUUCGGACAGCACAUGUGUAAAACCUGUUCUGCAUCUUAAUGCUUGAAUCCGUACUCUGCU